GGCAGGGCGGGGAGGGGGGGCCCUUGGCGCCGGGCAGCCCCCGGGCUCAUCGCUGGGGCCGCCGCCCCCGCCCACUGCCCGUUGGGGCUCCAGCCGGGGCCCGCCCGCCCCCGCCCCGCUCGCUGCCCGCCCGGGGAUGCGCUGAUCCCCUUGACCCGGGGCCGGGCCAGGUAGGACCCCCGGAAGCCGCCGGCCUGGGGCCGCCGCCGCCCCGCUCGCCCGCCCGGCCACCCCCGGCCUGCCCGCCCCUGCUCCGCGGGCUGCAACAAGUUAAUUUAUUUUUGGAAAAGCAGCUCUCAGAGUUUGUCUAAUUCCACCCGCACCAGCUCCUUUCACUCUAUUUUAAACCAGUUCUAACUGUGCUUCAAGUUUAUAAAAACAAGCACUGCUCCCUGAUAAAAGCAGCCCUAAGCCACGGAGAAAGCAAGGAGUCCCCAAAGCAGCAUCUCCUCCAGGACACUCUAGCUCAGCCGAAAAGUUUGCAGAGGUCACUUUGGUGUCUGCUUCUCUCCCUGAUCAUCCAAAGUGGAGCAUCCAGAAUCUGGAGCACUCUCUUCAGGCACGGUGAUGAAUGGUGUGACCAAACAGGAUUGCUCGGACCACAAAAGUACACCAAGUGGAAAUGAAGAAGAAAAGGCACCCAAAGAAAAGGCUGCCAGCGAAGUGAGAGAUGGCACCAAGCUCCAGCCACCACCCUUUGCGGAGCGCAAGAACGUUUUGCAGCUACGGCUUCAGCAGAGAAGGACCCGUGAGCAGCUGGCAGACCAAGGCAUCAUGCCACCACUGAAAAGCCCAUCUGCAUUCCAUGAACAGCGAAAAAGUCUGGAGCGAGCCAAGACUGAAGAUUAUCUCAAGCACAAGAUCAGAAGCAGGCCUGAGCGAUCAGACCUGGUCAAUAUGCACAUUUUACAAGACUCAGCUGCAGAGGGGUCCAUUCAGUCUACUCAAAUGAAGCUGAAAAGAGCCCGACUGGCAGAUGAUCUCAAUGAAAAGAUUGCUCUCAGGCCGGGUCCUUUGGAGCUGGUGGAGAAGAAUAUUAUUCCUGUCGACUCAGCUGUGAAAGAGGCCAUAAAAGGCACCCAGGUCAGCUUCCCCAAGCCCGCCGACGCCUUCGCUUUCGAGGAGGACAGCAGCAAUGACGGGCUGUCUCCCGAGCAGGCCAGGAGCGAGGACUCGCCGGGCUCCACCGAGUCAGUGGCCGGCAGCAAGGCCCCGGAGCCCGCCCCCCCCACGCCCGCCGGGCAGGCCCAGGAUCACCCCCAUGGCACCGAUGGCCAUGCACCGGAGCCGGCAUCGGGGCAAGGCAGCCGGUGUGACAGCCCCAAGCAGGCAGCGGGUCAGGAGAGCCCACCGCUCCCGGUGACCUCCGCCGUGAAGUCCAAAUCAUCCAGUGAUAGCAAGAACCGUCACAAAAAGCCCAAGGACACCAAGCCCAAGGUGAAGAAGCUGAAGUAUCAUCAGUACAUCCCUCCAGACCAGAAGGCAGAGAAGUCUCCUCCACCCAUGGACUCUGCAUAUGCCCGACUCCUCCAGCAGCAGCAGCUCUUCCUGCAGCUCCAGAUCCUCAGCCAGCAGCAGCAGCAACAACAGCAACAGCAGCAGCACUUCAGCUACCCAGGGAUGCACCAAGGCCAGCUAAAGCAAUCAAAUGAACAAAUGGUCAAAAGUUCAAAUUCUUCAUCAACUUCUGUCAACAACACCCCCCUUUCUCCUGUGAAAACCACCUUUUCAGGCCAGACUUGUGUCUCAUCUAUCAAGCCAGGUCCUCUGCCAUCUAACCUGGAUGAUCUGAAAGUGUCAGAACUGAGACAGCAGCUCCGAAUACGAGGCCUGCCUGUGUCGGGUACCAAAACAGCUCUAAUGGAACGGCUGCGACCCUUCCAGGAGUGCGGCAGCAACACGGUGCCAAACUUCAGUGAGAUCACCACCGUCACCUUCCCAGUCACUCCGACAAGCACCCUGUCAAGUUACCAGUCACAGUCCUCCACCAACAUGUUAUCAAAUGGCUUCUACCACUUUGGCAGCACCAGCUCCACCCCACCCAUCUCUCCAGCCUCCUCCGAUCUCUCUGUGAGCGGCUCUUUGCCAGACACAUUCAACGACGGGCCCAUGUCUUCUCCACAGUUCGGUCUCCAGCCAUCUCCCGUUCAUGGCAAUGCUGAAGAAAGCCUCAUGAGCAGCAUGAAUGGAGGGAGCAUCCAGCUGGAGCUGGAAGGGAUCGACACAGAGAAAGACAAGAUGCUGGUGGAGAAGCAGAAGGUUAUCAAUGAACUGACGUGGAAGCUGCAGCAAGAGCAGAGGCAGGUAGAAGAGCUACGGAUGCAGCUCCAGAAGCGAAAGAGAAGCAAUGGCCUUGAAGAGAAGCAGCAACAGCCUGCUCAGCAUUUCUUUGGUGUCCCCAUCAAGCAAGAAAAUGCGGUGUCCAGCUGUCCGUUUGCAUCCAAACAAACUGCCUUGAAAGGCCAAGCCAGCAGCUCGGAUAAGUUGAGUAACUGUGGGGUGCCGCAGCUGCCUCACAUUGUAAAUAGCCACUGCUUGGAGCCUACAGGGCAAAGCACCAUCACCUCCUCGACAUUCCUGAGCCCGCAGUGCUCCCCCCAGCACUCCCCACUGGGGGCUGCGAAGAGCCCCCAGCACAUCAGCCUGCCACCAUCCCCCAACAGCCACUAUCUCCUCUCGGUGUCCCCUGGCUCACAGGCAGAAGGGCGCAGCGGGUCCCCACAGACCAACAGUUGCCUUCGCACAGCAUCGAUAACACGAAGUCAGCAGAUGGACGAGCUCCUGGAUGUGCUGAUUGAGAGUGGAGAAAUGCCUGCCAAUGCCAAGGAAGAUCGGUCCUGCCUCCAGAAAGUACCUCAGAUAACCGUGUCUACAGGGAACUCCAGCGCUUCUCUCCCAAAGUCAUCUGCCCCCUUCGAGCAGGUCUCCUCAGCCCAGCUUCCCUUCGAGCACUGUCCGGGCAGCAGCGACACCCACCUCGAGGUUCUGCUGAACGCCCACAGCCCCCUGGGGAGGGUCAGUGAAAUCUCCCUGCUGAAGAUGGGGGGAGAAGAGUCCCACUUUGAAGGGAUGAUAGAGGGCUUCUCUGGCAAAGCUGGAGAUGAACUGCUCACCUCCCAGGAGAUUUUACAGACUCCUCUGUCACCCAUGGAAACCCAGCUCUCCCCUUCCCCUGCUGAUGGCUCCAGUUUACACAUGAGUUUCACUGAGUCUCCAUGGGAAACAAUGGAGUGGCUGGACCUCACCCCCCCGAGCUCCGCCACCGGCUUCGGCUCGCUCACCCCCGCGGGUCCCAGCAUCUUCAACAUUGAUUUCCUAGAUGUUACCGAUCUCAAUCUAAACACCAGCAUGGACCUGCACCUGCAGCAGUGGUGAAAGGGAGGGUGGUGGAGGCAGGAUACUGCGAUGCCCGCAGCAGACAGCACAGCGUUUCUGUCAUGCUGGAGAACAUACAGGGCUAAUGUGACGCAUCCAGGGGAAACUGGAGUCAUUUUCCCAGAAUAUAAACUUGUUUGAAUUACCAGUUACUGCGAACUGACAGCACAACAGAUCUGGUACUUUGGUUUUCAUCUAUCAACACGCCCUCACAGACAACACCAGUGCCUUUAACACUACUUCUUUAGAUUGUCAAGAACUUCAGUUUUGUUUCUUUUAUCUUUUUUCCCCGCAGUUUUAGCAGUCACUCUCGUGAGAACUGGAGCAGCUUAUGUCAAAACUGUGUGGUGAGGAGCCCUCACCUGGGUGGCAAUGGGAGAUCACGGAGAGCCCAUUUCUGUGCUCUCCUCUACUCCUCUCCUGCCCAUCCAGCCCUUCAGGAAAUCCUGCUGGGCUCACCUGGCCGUGCCCAGGCCGGGGGUGUGGGAGCAGGACGCUCUGCCCAGCCAGGGUGACAGUCACCCUUCCCACAGCCAGGCUCACCUUCCUUCCCUCCUCCUGCGCCCAAAGCUGUGUUGCUCAGGCCCUGCAUAGCUCUGCUGCAGGUGGAUGUGAGAUGGAGACGAACGUUCGUGGUGGCACCUUGUCAUGUCCACAUGGUGCCUGGGGGGCUGACAGCCCAGGAGCCAUCCUGGCCGUGGUCUGAACUGAAUCAGGCUGAAGGCUGUGAGCUCUGGAUGUUUGAGACAGCUGCUCAGGUUGUAGGUUCAGGUAUCGAAGGGACGUGGCAUCCUGGUGGAGCUGCCAUGUCCCAGCUAGUGUGGUACAGAUGAAGAGAUGUGUAAUGUGUUUUGGUCCAAGGUAGAAGCAAGUCAUACAGAAAAUACAGCCAGGCUUUGCAGAACCAGAAGUCAGGAUGCAUCUCCACCACCAUGGAAGCAGGGAGAGCCAGAAACAGGCAUUCAGUGACCUGCACGUGGGGCAGGGCUGAGCGAGUCAUUGGUUGGCUGCACUUUUGUGCGAGCGUCUGCUUUUGUUGCCUCCACUUCUCUGCCACCCGUCCUUCCACCCUUCUUCCUAUUCCUCCCUGAUCCCCAGCACGGAUCCCCUUCUCCCCAAGUUACUCCAGCGUCCCUGCUCUCUCAGCCCAGAGCAAGGCCAUCGGAGAACAGCUGUGAAUCACUGAGCCUGGAGGAGCUUGUUCUCCUGAAGCCGGCAGAGAUGGAUGCUCUCCUGCAGUGAUGCCUCCCAUUUGAAGUCACCAGCAUUUCUCCUGUGAGUCUCUGUGCAAUAUACUUCCUCGGGCUCUAGCAAGAAGGAGCCUUCGCUUCACCUCUUGGCUUCCACCAAAGAACUUGCUGCAGAGUGUUUGACGGACACGUCUACUUCUUUGCAAUUCUGGUUUUGCCAAAGUAAAUAUUAUUGCUGACAAAGAUUGUUAAACUAUUUACAGACUGAGCGUAUUUAAUAUUUGUGUUACUGGAAGGACAGCACGUCGGAGACGCAGCGGCUGGGGAGCAGGUCCGGCACGAGGGGCCCGCGGGCAGCCCGGCCGUGUCCCUGCGGCCUCCCCGGGGACGCUGGAGCUACUGGGGGCUCUGCAGCCCCGGCUGUGUCUCGAGUCGUGGCGUUGGUGCAUGCUGUAUAAAGCACAUGGCAGUAGCUUUCAACUCACUAUUUAAAGCACCACUUUUCUAUUGUACAAAUGGUCACAGUGCACUGCUAGGAUAGAUGAUCACAGGUUGCAUUUUUUUUUAAAGAAUUUCUUUUUCUAAGUAAGAGAUUUUUCGAAGCCGGUCCAUGGAGAAUAUUAAUAGCACUUGAAACAGCGUAGUGUUAGCUACUACACUGCAUCGUUGUACAGGGCUUUCCUGAUAACUUUUCUCCUCUCAGCAAAUGUAUUUCCUUAUUUAAAGGAUGCUGUCAGCUUCAAACUUGUAAGCAAGCACAUUUCCUUACCUAUGUUACCAGCAACACCACCAUUAUUAAAAACCCCUUUGUCUUGC
This is a messenger RNA of Columba livia (rock pigeon), 5381 nucleotides long. RefSeq names its product myocardin (gene MYOCD). The record is from RefSeq and is a predicted model, not a curated record. The transcript is spliced from 13 exons. Gene Ontology annotation, cellular component: nucleus. Gene Ontology annotation, biological process: cardiac muscle cell differentiation; positive regulation of transcription by RNA polymerase II; smooth muscle cell differentiation. NCBI's taxonomy places the organism in Eukaryota, Metazoa, Chordata, Aves, Columbiformes, Columbidae. Bases 568 to 3375 code for a protein of 935 amino acids. Gene Ontology annotation, molecular function: transcription coactivator activity.